Phytophthora infestans T30-4 is the source of this 2139-nucleotide messenger RNA. RefSeq lists its product as uncharacterized. Bases 31 to 2139 code for a protein of 702 amino acids. The record is from RefSeq and is a predicted model, not a curated record. NCBI's taxonomy places the organism in Eukaryota, Oomycota, Peronosporomycetes, Peronosporales, Peronosporaceae. The transcript has 5 exons.
CUGAUUUCAGCAAUGUCCGAUGCUGUAAAAAUGGUCGACGCCAGCGCCACUCCUGGAGCUCAGGACGCCCUCACAAGCUCCGCAGCAGGUUCAUCCUGUACGUCAUAUCUGUGUGUCGAUGAAGGUGACAACUCCGACGCGGACCGGUUCCUGGACGUCGUAGUAACCAGCGUCGACUUAGGCCUUCCCAGUAUCACCCAGACCUUCGCGUCGUCUCUCUACACCUCGGACCUCCAUGUUUACACCGUCGAGUUCGUCGUGACCAAAGGCGUUACUUCCUACUGCAUCAAACGGCCGCUAAACACGCUGUUUGACGUGCUCAAAAGCAUCCAAGCGGCGGCUCCGAAGCAAAAUGAUGGAGCCUCUGAACAACCUACGCUGCCGGAAUUCCCGUCUAAGGGUAAUCGCAACGUCUCAGUGGUAGCCCAAUGGUGUGCUCAGAUGACGGCUUACCUAGCCGCCCACCGCUGCGGAAUGUUAGACCUGCAUCCAGACUGGCUGAGUUUUGUAGCUGAACGCGACGAGGACAAAGGCGCUCGAAUGCAUAUGACAGCGGUAGAUUUUAUCUUGCAACCUUUUCCGUUAGAGAAAUUUUAUGUCCCGAGAGGCUCACGGCAUGAGGUCGUGAUGCAAGUGAAGGUCAAAAAGGACGACGAGUCCCCGCAGUUUAUUGUGUGGAAGUUCGAGUUGGAGGAUUUCGACGUGGACUUCAGUGUGUCGUUUGCUCCCGAACCGUACGAGCAACCCGUCGAAAUUGUGCACGCGAGGACGAGAUAUGUGUCGACGACUACAAGUCGUGCUGUUCAGGGUUUGUACCGGUGUCUACGGCCAGGGAAGGCAACGUUAGUGUGGGACAACUCGUAUUCGAGACUGCGAGGGAAGAGUGUUCUGUACCAGGUUCAAGUAGUGAGCAGCAGCAUUAUGGAGUCAGCGACUGCAGCUGCUGAUGCGCUGGAUGAAGCUGUUCAAGCGGAGAAGGCGCGCGAUCAAGAGCGAGAUGCAGCUCUGUCCUCGGCGCUAAUUGUAAGCUCUGGAUCAUCAUCUGACGCAAGCCAGCAGUCGGGGUAUUCUGCCUACAUCCCGGAGGCUAUUGCUCAGCAGAGCUGGCUACUCAGUGCGCCGAUUAACGCAGCGGGGAAUCUGGCUUGGAAAUUAUUUGGGUCGCAGGAAGAAACAGCGGUAGUUCCAUCGUCAAAAGCCCAACGCAGCGGAGGAUCGGACAGUGAGGCUCGUAGUUUGUUGGAAGAGCUGAAUGGGCUCAACAUGCAGCUGAUGGAGCGGAUGGAAAGCUUGGAGGAUAGUGUAGCCAAGUUGACUACAGAACGCGACCAAGAACGGUCGAAGACGCACAUGGCAAUUGUAGAGAAGGAGAAUUUGGCUAAUGAAGUGAAGGCGAGGGAGCAAGAAUUAGCGUCCAUCGCAGGUGAGCUCCAGCGGAUACAGAGGGAACGUGAAGCAUGGCGUGAGAUCCAAGCGGAACGUGAUGCCCUACUGGAAGAAAAACAUCGUUGGGCAAUGACGGAUGACUUUGACGGUGGCGAUGAAGAGACCACCAGCCUGGCAAGUGAAAUGGACUCGACGACCCGCAAUCGACUUGAACAGGAACUUGGUCAGGCUGAAGCAGCAGUGUUACGGUGUCGUGCAGAGUUAGGGUAUCCUUUAAACAACCAUUUGACAGGCACUUCUACCAGAUUGGAAAAAAUUGCAAGGGAAAUGGCCGCGACGAAGCAGCAAUACGAAGAACAAAUGCAGACCUGGGAACAAGAGCGUCUGCAGCUGACUCAACAGCUAGUAAAAGCUCGUGGCCAGAGGCGUGUGCUCGUGACGGAAAUCCGUAACAUGCGCACGCAGACAGAGGGGCAGAUCGCUGUGGCCAUGGCUGAAGCGAACGAGGCGCGCAUGGUGAACAAGCGGUUGAAGAAGCAGAAUGAACUGCUGUUGACGCAGAUCAGGACGCUCAUUAACGAGGCUGAAGAAAAUGAGAAGAAGCUGCAGGAAGUUCGGGACGAGCUGAAGCAGCAACAGCCGCGACAACCAGGAGACUUUGAAGCUCAAUCUAGGGACACAGUAACGGGAAAGGAAGUGAUAAUCUCCACACUGACGCAAGUCCAAGUGAAGCAAGUCGAGAUGAGACAAUAG